AUGAAGGCCAAUGUGAUCUAUCGCGCCCAAGACGCGCUCAAUGGAACCCGCGGGACCUCGGCGGAAGACACGAUGUAUGCGUUCACAAUCGGUUCACCUACUGGCUGGACUCAUUACGCGCCUUCCAUCUCUAUCUCUCAAUUUCUACAGCAAUACGAGUACAACUUCUCGUCGUACCUGAAAGCAUGCGCUUGGGAGUUUGUCGAACAAGAACUCCUUCAGGCAAUCACCUUCUUCGGUAGCAGUAAAUCUGCGUCGGUCGCCAACGUGAUGGAAGUCUCUAAGAUUGAUGAACGUUUCUCUCUGGUGGUUGAGCCUUUGCAAGGCUCUCCCUGA
Coprinopsis cinerea okayama7#130 is the source of this 336-nucleotide messenger RNA. RefSeq lists its product as hypothetical. The transcript is spliced from 8 exons. The record is from RefSeq and is a predicted model, not a curated record. Lineage: Eukaryota; Fungi; Basidiomycota; Agaricomycetes; Agaricales; Psathyrellaceae. The coding region runs from base 1 to 336 and encodes 111 amino acids.